Molecule: messenger RNA, 937 nt
Organism: Zychaea mexicana
Lineage: Eukaryota; Fungi; Mucoromycota; Mucoromycetes; Mucorales; Lichtheimiaceae
Exons: 4
Coding region: 295-783 (162 amino acids)
Source: RefSeq, a predicted model, not a curated record
ACAGCAAAUGGUCAGAACGACACAGUAGCAGUGGGAAUCGUUCUUCGCUCCUCGCCCAUUGAGUCCAAUCAUGAUUGUAUAUUCCCCUCCCUUCCCCUUCCUUCCUUCCUUCCUCCUCCUCCUCCUCCUCGUCUUGUUGUACAAAACAAAACAAAAUACACUAUAAUUUUCUCGUCAAUUGCCAAACAAAGAGUCCGAGACUGUUGUUGUUUACGAAGCGUAUUGUUGGGUGCAUACUAAGCAGCAGUGAAGGGGUGAUGGCCGACUUUUUAGUGCUUGAACAGUAUUACUAUUAUGUGGAACAGUUUCUCUUGUUUUGAGAAUAAAAUGUCACUCCAUCUAUUAUUUAAAAGGACGACGAUUAUGACAAAAAGGCGAAAGGGUGGUACGAGCAUAUGGCAGGGUCGCUCGACGACCCUUAUUUCCAGAUGGUUGGUGCAGAUGAUUGGACGGAACGCGACUUUUUCCCGCGGCUUUCAUUUUUCUCAUGGGAAACCUGGAUUGGAACCAAGGAAAGGCAAGAAACGACGGAAAAAGAGUGAGAACGGUGUGAUAUGUGGGGUGCUGGGAAUCCGUUUUCCAUUCUGUGAUGCCCCCCUCUUUUCCCGUUUCCAAUCACCGCUUGGCCCAUCCAACCUCGGGAAAAGGCGAAAAUACUUCCUUUUCAAGGUGUUGCAGCAAUUCCCAAUGCGGCUUUUCCGCUGGGUGCGUCCGUCCGGCCCCAGUGCCACAAUAGACUCUGUUGAGUGUGAUCUUUAUGAAAUCAAAAAAAAACGAGUAUAAAUAAAGAGGACUCCAGAAGAGUUCUUUAGCUUUCUGAAGACUUUAUUUCUUUCUUAAUAACUUUUAUUUCCUACUAAUCUCAUGGCUCAAUUCCCCUGGCGUAUCUACGGCGUCUGCUUCUUUGCUGCCUUUGGUGGUCUCUGCUUUGGUUAUG